AUGGUGAACGAGAGAAUAAUGUAUUACCCGAAUUCGCGACGGGUUGUCAAAGUGCCCGUGAUCUCGACACGUCCCGGAUCGGGUUCCAGAGCUCGCGAGAUCGCCGAGCAGAUUGAGAAAAGGGAAUCGAAUGAUCGGCGUGUGGAUUAUUGGCGUCAUGUGGCCGAUGGCUUCUCUAGGUCUUCCCUGGUCGCCUCUCAGUACGAGUCCCUGGGCUCGGAACGUUCUUUUUCUGCAUCAAUGGCGAAGGUGGAAAACAAGUCUCGAGAGCGAUCACAUGCGGAAUUCCUGUCCACGGCUCGUCAGAGACUCAGGAGACUGUUUGAAGACGAGGCCGAGGGACUGAGAUUCGAGUUGGAGUCGCUGGAACCCCGAAUGCGUCGUCGUCCGAUGUCUGCUUACCCUUUGACCAAUGCUGGAAUGGAAGAACUUCGGCGACAAGCGGAAGCCAUUGUUGCGACUCGGGAACGCGAACGAGAAAAGGUUUCCGAAGAGAAACUGUAUCAACUGCGGAAGCAGAAUUGUCGCGAGCUCCGAGAAGCCAAGUCGAGGUUUUUCCAACAAGAGGCUCAGCAGUCGUGGGAUGAGCAGAUGGACGAGAAGAAAGCCAUGGAGGAAGAACAGGCUGCUGUGAAUGAAGAGUACGAGAGGCAGAAGGAAGCGGACAGGAUCAGGCAUCAAGAAGAGGAGAUGAGAGAGAAGAAAAUGCGUGAAUCUAAGCAGAUUGCCUUGAGGGACGUGUUGAAGCAACAGGUGGAUUCUGCGAGGGAAAAAGAAGAGCGAAGACGGGCUCUUUUGGUUGAAGAACGUGAAUUAAUUGCCCUGCAGAGAUUUUACGUUGAGCAGCAAGAACGUCGCAAGCAAACUGAUGCAGCGAGGAAAAAAGAAGCUUUGAGGUCGGCGUUGCAUCAACAAGUGCAAGCGAAACUUCGCAGGAAAGCUGCAGAAAUGCGCCAGAGAAUUGAAGAAGAUCAAAAGUUUCUCGACACGAUCAUGGCACAAGCUGCGCAUGAACGCGAGGCUCGAGCUGCUAAAAGAAGACAGGUGAGUGAGGAAAUGUCCCAGUUGCAUUCCUACCUGGCGGAACAACUGGAUCGUGAGCGUGCCCGCGAAAAGGAGACCGAGAAUUUGUUCGACGAAGAAGCUCGUCGAAUGUGGGAGAAGCGCGAACAAGAAUGGAGGAAAGAGGACGAAGCCAGGCAGCAGUUGAUGUAUCAUGCCAUUGCAGCUUGGGGAGAACAAAUCGAGGACAAACUGAAGAGGAAUCGACAAGAUCAGGAGGAAAAUGAAAAGGAGUCUCGUAAAAUUGAGGAAGCCGUAGAGAAGGAACGUGAGGAUCACAUGGCGAUGUUACGUAAGAAACGCGAGCAGGCUUCCCUAACUGCCCACAAUUACGAUUCGCAAAUCGCUGAGAAGAACAAGAAAAUUGCGGAGGAAAAGAGAAUGUUGGAUUUGGAAGCUAGCAAAGAAAACCGGAAUCGUCAACACGAUGCUGCCUUUGUUGCGGAUGAGUUGAACAAAAUGCGACUGGACAAUUUACGAAUGAUGUCAGCGCGGAAGAAUCAGGCUCGAACUCUGAGAGACGUGGCAGCAAAAUUCCCUGUGAGAAUCGAUAUUCUGGAGAAGCAUCCGUUUCCGUUCGGCCUGGUGCGAUUUGGAGUUGCACCCGAUCACCCGGAAGUGAAAAAUGUCAUCAACACUUUCACGAAUACCCUGAAUAAACCCGAGGUUAAAUUCGUGGGAAAUGUUGAAGUGGGGGUUGACCUGAGCUUUCAGGACUUGAAGAAAUCCUAUGACGCUGUUGUUCUGUCUCACGGAUGCAAGCACGAAAGAAAGUUGGGCAUUCCUGGAGAAGAUUUGCGGAAUGUUGUUCCUGCGAAGGAGUUCGUGGGAUGGUACAAUGGGGAACCUGGGAAAGCUGAUCUUGAAGUUGAUCUUCAGGGAACAGAUACAGCAGUUGUUGUUGGGGUUGGGAAUGUUGCGUUGGACGUUGCUCGGAUCCUCUUGACCCCUGUUGACAUUCUCUCUCAGAAAAGUGAUAUCACGGAAUAUUCUUUGGAAGCUUUGGCGAAGAGUCGAAUACGAAGGGUGCACAUUGUUGGACGAAGGGGUCCUUUGCAAGCCGCCUUCACCAUCAAGGAGAUCAGGGAGUUGAUUAAGCUCAAGUCCACCAGACCCGUGAUCAGAACCCGAGAUGUUGAGCAUUUGGUGCCUUUGGUGGAGGGUUUGAGUCGGCCGAAAAAGCGGCUCAUGCAACUUUUGAUCGACACUGCGAAACAAGAUACGAGUUCUCGUGACACUGAAUGGAUUUUGAGGUUUUUCUUGAGUCCGGAGAAAUUCAAUGGCCGAGAAAACCUGCAGUCUGUGACUUGUGCCGUGAAUCGUUUGAAAGACGCCAAUCGGGACUCUGUGGAUGAAGGCGUGAUUUCGACUGGAGAAACUGAAACUAUCGACGCUGGACUCGCCCUUGUCAGCAUUGGAUACCAUGCUGAGCCCAUUGACCCGUCAUUACCCUUCGAUGCGAAGAAGGGGAUCUACCUCAAUGAUUCGGGGAGAAUCGAAGCCACGCCGGGAGUUUAUUGCUGCGGAUGGACGCAGUCAGGAGCUGUUGGAGUGAUUUUGUCUACACUGAACAAUGCUUUUAAAAUUGCUGACGUUGUUGCUUCGGACCUGGAGAAAAUGACACCUAAGCAGACGAACUUCGAUCUUCGCGACAUCAUUAGUGAUCCAAGGAAACAAAUUGUGUCGAAGGAAGAUUGGGCGAAGCUGGAUGCAAUUGAAGUGAAGCGCGGGUCAGUCCGGGGGAGCCCCCGGGAGAAAAUAGUCGACAUCAAGGAAGCUUUGUCAUUAAUCUAGUUAUUUUGUGUUCAAAUCAAAAGUACAGUAAUGUACUGUAUGCUGAAACAGGAACCUGCAGUUUUUCCCUGUGCUCUAUUAUUCUUUUCUUUUUCACUGGAACGUCCCACGUUGUUUUCCGUAACACUCAACAGAUGUCGCCAAAAAAUCUCAGGAG
Notodromas monacha is the source of this 3013-nucleotide messenger RNA. The record is from the annotation of a GenBank genome assembly. NCBI's taxonomy places the organism in Eukaryota, Metazoa, Arthropoda, Ostracoda, Podocopida, Cyprididae.